AUGUCGACUCAGCUGUCUUUCUCUCUCCGCGUUUCUUCGGGCGUCAAGUCCGUCCACCUUCUCGGCUCCUGGGACAACUACCAAGGCCAGCUCCCGCUUUCCAAGGACAAGACCUCGUCCAAGUCUGGCUCAUGGAAGGGCACUUUUCGCUUCCCCGGUAGCACACUCGAGUCCGGCCAGCGCUACUGGUACUACUACAUCAUCGAUGGAUACCACUGCGCACACAACCCCAGUGAGGCCUCGACCGUCGAGCCCACCACCGGCCGCUCGUUGAACAUUCUUGAUGUCGCCAAGUCAUCUUCUUCGUCCAAGUCGUCUUCCAAGUCUUCGUCUUCCUCCAAGAGCUCGUCCCGCCACUCUUCCUCAUCCAAGUCUUCGUCUUCUUCGUCAUCCAAGCGCUCCAGCGAUGUUGCCAAGGGCCGCCCCCUGUCCGUCUCCCAGAUCAAGGCCCCCAAGCCCAUGGCUCCCCACGCCACCCGCCACAUCCUGGAUGGCAGCUACGACGACGAGGAGGUCGCCGAGCUCGCCUCGCGCUUCGGAUACGCCAGCUUCGAGGAUGAGUACAACGAGGACAUCGUCACCGACUUUGGCAGCUCUUCGCCCGUAUCGUCGGUCGGCUCCGGCUCGGACCUGUCGUCGUACUACCGCUCCGACAGCUCCAGCCCCAACUCAAGCAUGUCCGGCUACUCGACCCCCAGCUCCGACUGCAGCUCGUGCACGUGCGAGCGCUACGGCAUCACCCGCAAGGGCGACCGCGUCCGCCUCGACUGCGGCGGCUCGCGUUGCGGCUACGACAACGAGUCUGAGUGCUCGUCCGGUUCCGAGGACGAGUACGUCAGCAGCCGCUCCAGCCGCCGCAACGGAAUGGUCGUCCGUGCUUAG
Pyricularia pennisetigena is the source of this 882-nucleotide messenger RNA. RefSeq lists its product as uncharacterized. Lineage: Eukaryota; Fungi; Ascomycota; Sordariomycetes; Magnaporthales; Pyriculariaceae. Bases 1 to 882 code for a protein of 293 amino acids. The transcript has a single exon. The record is from RefSeq and is a predicted model, not a curated record.